Molecule: messenger RNA, 1227 nt
Organism: Brassica napus (rape)
Lineage: Eukaryota; Viridiplantae; Streptophyta; Magnoliopsida; Brassicales; Brassicaceae
Product: ubiquitin-conjugating enzyme E2 34
Exons: 10
Coding region: 270-977 (235 amino acids)
Source: RefSeq, a predicted model, not a curated record
AGAAAGCAAAAAAUAACGAACGAGACAGCGAAUCCUCCUCCUCGACAAAAUUCGAUCAAGGUGCUCUUCAUUUUCCCCCAAUUUUUUUAAUUAUAUUUAUUGGAUCUGGUGUUAGAAACUUGCUCCUGCAUUUGAUUUUCUUCCUAUUUUGCGUUUCUGGGCAAGAGCGAAGCUUGAAUUGCAAUUGAGCUUCUUCUUUUUUUUGUCGUUGUGAGAAUUUUGGGGAUUCCGAGGUUUAACAGCAGCUGCAGUUAUUCACUAGCUCAUAGAUGGCAGAAAAAGCUUGUAUAAAACGUCUCCAAAAGGAAUAUAGAGCACUUUGCAAGGAACCAGUCUCUCAUGUUGUUGCUCGUCCUUCCCCAAAUGACAUUCUCGAGUGGCAUUAUGUGCUGGAAGGAAGUGAUGGGACACCUUUUGCUGGUGGAUUUUACUAUGGAAAGAUCAAGUUCCCUCCCGAGUAUCCUUACAAGCCACCUGGAAUCACAAUGACUACACCAAAUGGUCGAUUCAUUACACAAAAGAAGAUCUGUUUGUCUAUGAGCGACUUUCAUCCAGAAAGCUGGAAUCCAAUGUGGUCUGUAUCAAGCAUACUUACAGGGCUUCUCUCAUUUAUGAUGGAUACUAGUCCGACAACCGGAAGUGUGAACACCACUGUAGCUGAGAAACAACGGUUGGCUAAGUCAUCUCUCGCUUUCAAUUGUAAAACCCCAGCAUUCCGAAAGCUGUUUCCAGAGUAUGUAGAGAAGUACAACCAGCAGCAACUCGCCGAGCAAACGCAGCAGACCGCACCAGAGUCUCCUCAAGAGAGCAAUAGCAAAGCAGAGUCGGCGAAAACAGUCGACACAACAAAGGAGGACUCAGAUGGUGGCUUGAAGGAGAGGAGGAAGAACAAGAAGCAGGGAUUGCCAGCGUGGAUUAUACUGUUGCUAGUGUCGGUUUUCGGGGUUGUAAUGGCGCUGCCUCUGCUUCAACUGUGAUUUUCUAUGUAACAAAACAUAGAAAUGGAUGUUGACCCUUCGGAUAAAAUCUCUCUUCUUCUCUCUCUACCCCUUCAGUAUCAAGAGUAGUCUUCUUUUGUCUAGUGCUCUUCUUGUGUCCGAAUUUACUCAAUUUAGCCUGGUUUGUGCUUUUAAAGGCCAUAUAUAACACAAGUUUGGAACUAAUUUGUAUAGUAUAUGGUUGGUUGGUUUGCAUUUGAUAAAUAGAACCUUAUGGUUUUCCUGUGUA